UACUUGUCAUUCCUUGUCACUGCUGCUUUGACCACAGAAAGAUAUUUGUUUAUGACAUCUGGUUGAUUUUGAAAUCAACCUAAUUCUGAAGAAUAAGAAGCACAUUAAAAAAUGCCAAUGGAGAAGAACAAAGUUUCUAGAGUUUGUGUUACAGGUGGUUCUGGAUAUAACGGCUGUUGGCUUGUCAAAAAGCUCCUGGAGAAUGGCCAUACAGUCCAUCCCACUGUCAGAAACUUAGAGGAUGCAUCAAAAGUAGGCCUUCUGAAGUCUCUCCCUGAUGCAGACUCCAAGUUAUUGCUGUUCCAAGCUGAUUUAUAUGAUCCUAAUGAGUUUGAGCAUGCUAUUCAAGGGAGUCAGUUUGUUUUUCAUGUUGCCACUCCUACUGAACAUAACCCUGAAAUCUCCAAGAUUGACUCAAGGGCCACAAGUAGGAAGCAAAGGUGACUUCAGUAAGCUGAUGAAGAUGGGUUUUGAGUACGAGUAUGGCAUAAAGGAUAUACUAGAUGACAGUGUGGCAUGGGCAAAGAAGUUAAAUGGGAGCUCUCUUUCUCAAGUAGUAUAGUAGUUUGUGUUUGCUGCUGUAUUAUGGGGGGGAUAGAUAUACUGAUGAACAAUAAGCUAGCGCAAGUGUUUGUUAUGAAUCAUCUGCAUAUAUAUAUAUAUAUAUAUAUAUAUAUAUUAUCACUCAAUAGCAAUUAUUACACCAUGCAGUUCAAGUAAACUUCUACAAA
Rosa chinensis is the source of this 731-nucleotide messenger RNA. Its product is annotated as putative anthocyanidin reductase. NCBI's taxonomy places the organism in Eukaryota, Viridiplantae, Streptophyta, Magnoliopsida, Rosales, Rosaceae. Gene Ontology annotation, molecular function: oxidoreductase activity, acting on the CH-OH group of donors, NAD or NADP as acceptor. The transcript is spliced from 3 exons. The record is from RefSeq and is a predicted model, not a curated record. Bases 112 to 444 code for a protein of 110 amino acids.